This is a messenger RNA of Prosopis cineraria, 2360 nucleotides long. RefSeq names its product protein SINE1-like. Lineage: Eukaryota; Viridiplantae; Streptophyta; Magnoliopsida; Fabales; Fabaceae. Gene Ontology annotation, cellular component: microtubule. The record is from RefSeq and is a predicted model, not a curated record. Gene Ontology annotation, molecular function: microtubule binding. The transcript has 3 exons. Bases 167 to 2011 code for a protein of 614 amino acids.
GCUAAAUUUGAAAUCGAACCUUCAAAGCCCAUUUCACAUUUAGACAGCUUUCUCGUUUUCUUCCCAGCUCCAACGCUUCUCAAGUCCUCUAUCUUGUUAGCGCUCACAAGGUAGUGCACAAGGAAGUGGAAGUUUCAGCUGAUUCUUCCCUUCAUAAAGUUCAGCAAUGGGAAGAAGUCUCAGUCCAGUGAUACGGCGAGAGCUUGCAAACCUCGACAAAGAUGCGGACAGCCGCAAGUGUGCAAUGAAAGCACUAAAGUCAUACGUUAAGGAUUUGGAUUUUAAGACUAUUCCUAUCUUCCUCGCCCAGGUUUCUGAAACCAAGGAUACUGGCUCAUUAUCUGGAGAAUUCACAAUUUCACUCUAUGAAGUUCUUGCUCGAGUUCAUGGUGUCAAAAUUGUUCCCAUGAUAGACAGCAUAAUGGCAUCCAUAAUUCAAACCUUAGCUUCAAGUGCAGGGUCUUUCCCACUUCAUCAGGCUUGCUCAAAGGUGGUUCCAGCUAUUGCAAGAUAUGGAAUUGACCCCACAACCCCAGAAGACAAAAAGCGGCAUAUAAUUCAUUCCCUAUGCAAGCCACUUUCUGAUUCUCUUACUAGUUCUCAAGAGAGCCUAGCUUCAGGAGCAGCCCUUUGCUUAAAGGCUCUUGUGGAUUCAGAUAACUGGAAGUUUGCUUCAGAUGAUGUGGUCAACAGGGUCUGCCUGAAUGUUGCUGUAGCUUUAGAGGGGAGGUCCACCCAGAAUAACUCACACUUGGGUUUGGUAAUGGCUUUGGUUAAACGCAAUGCUUUGAUUGUUGAAGCAUAUGCUAGACUGCUCAUACAAUCUGGAUUGAGGAUAUUGAAUGCUGGGUCUAUGGAGGGGAAUUCUCAGAAGAGAUUGUCGGCCAUUCAAAUGGUAAACUUCAUGAUGAAAUGUCUAGACCCCCGAAGCAUAUUCUCAGAACUUGAGUUGAUAAUUCAGGAGAUGGAGAAAUGCCAGUCUGAUAAAAUGGCAUAUGUGAAAGGUGCUGCAUUUGAAGCUUUGCAAACUGCCAAGAGAAUUGCAGCUGACAAAAAAUCAAGAUAUAUUAAAAGUCCUGGUUCAGUGACUGGCUCAAAUUUUAGCAAGGGAGAUCACAAUGAAGGGGAAAACUUUUCUGGUGAAGGGGAGAAUUCUCCUACAUCUAUUUCACCUGAAUCACGGACUCUGGACUUCUUUCCGGGAUAUGAAUCAGUGACUGAGUCUCCUAUUGCAAUGAGCCAAGCAUCUCAGACUUCAAACUUUGAGCGUCGAAGUGUAAAUAGGAAGCUUUGGAGCCAGGAAAAUGGAGGAGUUGACGUGUCUCUCAAGGAUGGCCUGUUUUCAGAAGUUGUGAGGAGAAAUGAUAUCUCAAAGAAAUGGUUAGAGAACUCUGCGAAUCAUGAUGUUUUGGAUGGGACAGAUUCAACGGAGGAGUUUGCUGGAUUCAUGCAUCAGAACCCUCGGUUUGGAGUGUCCAGAAGCACCACCACAAGUCCCCUGAGGUCUCGAGCACAGGUUAAUGUAGACAAUAUCAAAAUCUUCAAGACUCCUAGAAAGCUCAUCCAGUCUCUUCAAGACCCUUUCGAUGUGAAUUCUGAUAGCUCUGAGAAACAAAACAGUAACAGACGGUUUAGGAGUUCAUCCUCAGGCAAUAUUCAGUGGAGUCCAACAUCUGGAUGUGAUCAGAAUGGUUUCUUACAUGAAAAUAGUGAUUCUAAAGAGAAUGAAAGCUUAUUAUAUGAUGUUGGUGAUAAUGAUGAUGCACAGAUACAACAUGGUCAGGAGUCAGUCUCAAUACCAGAUGAGCUUUCUGGUGAAGUUGACAUGCAGAUGCAUCCUGAGGCAGUUCCCACGAGUAAAAAUAAUACUCAGAGAAUUGGUAUGGAAAAGACACUGCGAAGGGCAGCGUUGAAACUGGUUUGUGGUCUUUCUUUCGCUCUACUUGCAGUGGCUACUCCUCUUGUAUGGAUCAACGGUCAGGACGAAGGCCAUUAUCUUGUCCCUACAUAACUUGCACUUUCUGAUGUGCGUGUAGAAGAUUAUGAUGUCUGUUAUAAAUUAUCGAAACAUCUUUUUAGAGCAUCACAGGCAUCAUUCUUUGUAGGUAUUAUUAGUUAGUUCCAAGUAGAUGUUGAGUUGUUGUGUCCCAGUAAGAUCCACGUUCAAUCUGGCCUUUGUUGUGAAGAGCCUUGGGAACGUAAGAGCUGAUCUUGACACAACCAGUGAAUCGCUCAUGGUGCUCAGUGCAGUCAAUUCAGGGCUAAUGUUGUACUUUUAGAACGAGAUUAGAUGUCAGUUAUUUCGAAUAAUUGAAAAAGUUUAGAAAUGUCUUUUUAAAAGUUUUAUCUCGUUACUUCCC